This is a messenger RNA of Nomia melanderi (Alkali bee), 5052 nucleotides long. NCBI's taxonomy places the organism in Eukaryota, Metazoa, Arthropoda, Insecta, Hymenoptera, Halictidae. The record is from RefSeq and is a predicted model, not a curated record.
AACGGUGCAGCGUGAAAACCGGAAAGAGCAUUCCUUCAUUCCAAGUGAGGCCAAUAAAUUGCAGAAGAAUUCAUUAUCUCUUUUGGUUUCCAUGUAUAGGUGCAUAAGCUUAUAAGCAUGUAUAAUACAGAUAUGUAUAUUACUCGAUUUUAUCGUCAUCUAGUUAUAAAACUAUUUUCCUUGAAUAAUACGACAGAAGGAAUAUAUCGUCUAGCUUUUCAAUGCUGAGAGAGAAUGUAUAAUUUUACGCUAAAAGGCCUCUGUCGAUGAUCAUUUUAAAAAUAAAUUCAUCGCUCGAAUCGGCCCGUCCCUGAGCAAUCAAUAUGGCCUCCAGGUCUACGCGGGGCACGCCAGCGUAGCGUAGUUAUUUCUCUGAAAAACUUUGGAAUAAAUGGUUUCUGUGAUAAUAUAAUUAGUCAGACUGUUGGGAAGUGCACGGGGGGUUAUUUUCACGGUCCCCGUUGGUAUAUCAGUGAUAGUAUUCAGUCAGAAAGAAAUUCUGAACGCGUGUUUCAUCGUCGUUCUAACUACUGGCGCUUUGCGGAAGACAUCGUCGUCGUUAGAGUACGGUUCGGUAGUUUGGUGUUUUAGCGGUUGAUUUGAGCACUGCCUCGAUAUCAAGAUGAGAUCUCCUUUUAAUUGUAAAGGUUCCUAGUUUCCAUUUAAAAGUUCUGCUGUUAAUAUGUCAGAGAUUAAGUGCAAGGAAGCUGCCACGAUGGAGGGUUGUCAAGAAGGGGGCGAAGAGGAAGGUAUGAUGGCUGUUGAGAGGGUCGAAGAUAAGGUCAGUAUCCAAAAGAUCCUCGAGGGUAUGACGAAUGAAUUUAACAAAAGCGUGAGUCCCGUCAAAAACACAGAAAUUAAUCGAUCGGAGAAAUCGGAUCACGAAGAGAUCGAAAAACCGGUGACAAAACCAGAUGAAAUAUUACCGAUCGAGAAGGAACCCGAUGCAGAUAGGGAUCAGGAGGCUGUCACGACGAAACAAAAUACCACCGCAGGUUCGACGGCGACAGACGAAAAUCAUAAAGAGGACGAGAAUAGUGGGAAACAGGAAAUGCUGAAAAAGGAUAGCAACGGUAUUCCUCGCAUUGUUCUUACAUUUAGAACGAUUGACGAGAAUACCGAUCACGGUAAAAAAACCAAGAUAUCAAGCUGCUCCUCCAACCUUACUUUGGUUCCUGAUGAAUUGGUAAACUGUGAUCAAAUUGGUGGUGUUUCUGUGAAGAUCGAAAACUCAGAUGAGAAUUCUGAUACCGUUGAAAAAUCAGAUUCAGAGGAAGGCAGAAUGGAAGAACCUGUUAAAGAACCUGAAAGUAAAGAACCAGAGAAGAAUGUAGAGGAAGUAAAGAAAGCAAAGGAGGAUCCUGAACCGAAAGUAGAAGAAAAAGACAUAGUUCCCAAUGAUAAAGUAAAGACUGAUGAACCAGAUACUUCUGCAGAACCUGCAGAACAAGGCGAUCAAGCAGACAACACACCUCCUGUUACUAGGAAACGAAGAACAGGACGACCUAGAUUAAGAGCACUUAGCGACCACACAGAAGAACCUCCAGGUCCUAAACGUUCAGCAAGAAGAUUAUGCAAAGAAUCAUUGAAGAGUACUGUGUUAGAAAGUGCCAUGGCAAGAAAAGAAAAAUCUAAUUACACAGAGGAGAAUUUACAAUUUAAGAAACAAAGGAAGUACAAUAAACCUGGAAGGCCUAAGAAAGUAGUUCAAGGAAAAGAUCAAAAUAAACAGGUGCAAGCUAAGCCUCCUGAUAUUCGUCAGGAUGCAGAGGCUUCCAUUAUUGAUGGGAAUAUUAGUAUCUCUGAGGUAAACACAACACUAGAAUGUUCUAGAAAUGCAACUAUGUCAGAGACUAGUGCUAAUGAGACACUCCUGGAUGAUUCUCAAAACUUCUCAUCCGAUUUCGAGGGUAUGCCAAAAUUGUCUCCUAUGAUAAAAAGUUCAGAAUCUCAGUCAAAAUUGAAUAAUUCUCUUGGGAGUCCAAUAAGCGAUGAAGUACCUUUAGCAGACAUUGAAAAACCAUUUUUAAAGCCUGCUACUGGUAGACCUAAACGUGAAAGAGGACGACCUAGAGGAAGUCAAGGUGCAAGAAAAAUAGCAAAGGCAGAUUUAUUUGAAGAUGGUUCUGCAUCUGUAGCAGAAACAGGCAAAAACAAUGACUAUCCUGAAGGUAAUAUUAAUACUUUAUACAUAUAUUCAUUAAUCAUGAAGUUAUUCAUGUAUAUAUUCUUCAUAGAAGGAACUGUACCUGCCAAAAGGACACGCAGAAGUAUGGCUCCAAGUCCUAGUCCUGCUGAAGGACAAGCCUCAAAACCAGAAUCAACAGCAAUUAUGAGUGAAACAUAUGGUCAAUCAAUGUUAUGUUUGUGCCAAGUAAGGUCGCAGUUAUAUGUGACAAUAACUGGUUCUGGGGCACCACUAUAUUGCACUGCAAUAGAUUCUAUUGACAAUAGAUUGGUAGGAUGUUGCAACGAGGUCGAUAGCAAUGAUGUUGCAAUGAGGAGACCGAGUACUCGCGUCCCUUUCAUAAUCUUGUGUCGAAUGCAUAAAGAGAGGCUCUUAAGGCAUAAUUGUUGUCCUUCGUGUGGACUGUUUUGUUCUCAAGGAAGGUUUGUACAAUGCAUUAACGGUCAUCAAUAUCACCGUGAGUGUGAAAUUUAUCCGAAUAAGAAAGGGGUAUGUCCGCAUUGUGGAAGUGAAAGUACAGCAUACGAUGUGAUGGUCACUAUGGGUGGCCUCAGAAAACCUGUGUUCAUUCCGACUCGUAAAAAAUUUUCAAAGUUACCUUCUGCAAAAAUAACUUUGCCAGGAAAAGGUGACAAUACGAAAUUGGCAGAACGUCCCCCUAGUCCUUUGAUUCCACCUGAAGUUAUCAAAACGCCUGAACCGUCUCUCAAUUCCGAGAGGCCAGAGCGUUACACUAUCAUGAGUCUUUACACUUCUGUGAAAAAUGGGGAUCUAGAGAAGUUGGUUAACGUUUUAGCAUGUGGUUAUAAUGCAAACCAUACAUUCCGAGAAUAUGCUCAUCGAACCGGACUUCACAUAGCUGCAGAUAAGGGUCACUUAUCUUGCGUACAUGUAUUAGUACAAGCUGGAGCUCAAUUAGACUUGAUGGAUAGAAAUCAGUUAACGCCUUUAAUGUUAGCUGCCAGCAAGGGUAAAGCUGAUGUAGUAAAAUAUUUAAUAAGGAUAGGCGCCGACGUUACACUGAAAGGAGAGGAUGGUAUGACUGCUUUACAUAUGGCUGCCAAAUCGGGGCAUUUAGAUGUGUGCCGAAUAAUUUUAACGGAAUGCAAAGCACCGAGAACAUUAGUAGACUCCGUGGACGAUGGCGGAUGGACGAGUUUAAUUUGGGCCUGUGAAUUUUGUCAUGCGGAUGUCGCACGAUUUUUGCUGGAUAAGAAAUGCGAUCCAUUGAUUCGGGACGCUGAACAGAACAUAGCGUUGCAUUGGAGCGCGUACAGCGGAAGUUCAGAAAUUACAGAGAUGCUUCUCAACGAAGGAUGCGACGUGAACGCUGUUAACGUUCAUGGAGACACACCUCUACACAUAGCUGCAAGACAAGAUCAGUACGCGGUGAGUGUCCUGUUAUUGGCUCGUGGUGCUAAGAUAGGCGAAGCAAAUGCAGCGGGCGAAACAGCAGUGAAUUGUUGUACAAACGAUGGGGAUACUAUGUCCGCUUUAAGAUUAAAUGCUAAGGUUAACGAACUUUCGGAACAUAUGUGGGAGAAGACAGUAAAAAUUUUAACUAAUGAUAUUUCGCGCGGCAAAGAAACGAAUCCUAUUCAGUGCGUUAACGGGUAUGACUCGGAAGAUAAGCCAACAGAUUUCCUGUACGUGACUGAGAACUGUUUUACUAGUAGCAUAAAUGUUGACCGUACGAUAACAUCUUUGCAGUCUUGUCGUUGCGAAGAUAACUGCAGUUCAGAAAAAUGUUUAUGUGGAAAUAUAAGUCUGAGAUGUUGGUACGACGAGGAAGGAAAGCUAAUUCCUGAAUUCAAUUAUGCAGAUCCUCCGAUGUUAUUCGAGUGUAAUCCGGCUUGUGACUGCAAUCGUAUAACGUGCAACAAUCGGGUUGUUCAACACGGUUUGACGCAAAGAUUCCAAUUAUUUAGAACGCAGGGUAAAGGUUGGGGUCUUAGAACAUUGCGACACAUUCCUAAAGGUUCCUAUGUGUGUGAAUACGUUGGAGAGAUUAUAUCUGAUUCUGAAGCCGAUCAUCGAGAAGAUGAUUCGUAUCUAUUCGACUUAGACAAUAGAGACGGAGAGACCUAUUGUAUCGAUGCAAGACGCUACGGGAAUAUCGCUCGUUUUAUAAAUCAUUCUUGUGCACCUAAUCUAUUGCCUGUGCGAGUGUUCGUCGAGCAUCAGGAUUUGCAUUUUCCUAGGAUAGCGUUCUUCGCGAAUCGCGACAUCGAAGCGGACGAAGAGCUCGGCUUUGAUUACGGAGAAAAGUUCUGGAUAAUAAAAUGCAAGUCGUUCACGUGUACCUGUGGAGCCGAAAACUGCCGAUACUCUGAGAAGACUAUACAAGUCACUUUGGACAACUAUCGCAGGAAAAUACAGCAAGAAGAAAUGCUGGCAGCUCAAUCAUCGUAAUUCCAAAACAAAUCUAGCUAAUUUUACGCAAUCUAUGUUAGUUCAUUAUCUUUAACGUUCUUCCUUUUUAUUACACGGAGUUUUUAAACUGGAGAAUCUCCAUAUUUCGAAUGGAAUAAACCCCGCGUACGGGGAUCAUCGAAUUGAAUUUAAUGAAAAAACAAGUACAAACGGUGGUGGGGACAAAGCGCGUUCAAUAAAUUGUUUAAAGAGAGAAAGAAAGUGUCGCGUUGCUGUUCGGGCCAACGAUGAAACGAUAUAUACUUUUCUUAUUCCAGUUCGUCGGAGGUCGAAUUGUUUAAAUUAGUUUUUGCUCGAAUAUUAUCGUACUUUCCUCUAUUGCCGAUUAAUCCCGUAAAGACGAAAUAAAACCUUUACGUGAUAUGCCACGUUGCAAUAUUUUUCUUUUUCACACAAAAUAAACGAUACGCAUAAUAUAUAUAUAUAUAUAU